Messenger RNA from Oryzias melastigma (Indian medaka), 3059 nucleotides. It is a transcript of the gene slc41a2b, whose product is annotated as solute carrier family 41 member 2b. Gene Ontology annotation, cellular component: plasma membrane. Lineage: Eukaryota; Metazoa; Chordata; Actinopteri; Beloniformes; Adrianichthyidae. The transcript has 11 exons. Gene Ontology annotation, biological process: monoatomic cation transport. Gene Ontology annotation, molecular function: monoatomic cation transmembrane transporter activity. The record is from RefSeq and is a predicted model, not a curated record. The coding region runs from base 229 to 1926 and encodes 565 amino acids.
AAAUUCGAGAUGCGUGGAAGGGUUGUCUUCAUAGACGAUCUUUGACGGGCAGUGUUGCCGUGACGCGGCUCGCGGAUGGUUGUGGAGAAUCUUUCGCAUCUUCUCUGCUGUCUGGAACUUCUACCUGACCGGAAAGGCUGACCCUCUGAAGGGAACAUGGACGUGGACGGGAGCUCCCAGGCUCCCACUGAUGUCCGGAGAUGAGGCUCUGCGUCCUCAGGUCACAGCAUGAGCAUCCAGAACCUGGGAGGAGCUCUGGGCGAGUCCCUUGGUUCUAGCCUGACGGUGCACAUGAGCGGGGCAGGAGGCGGGUGGAGUGCUCUGUCGGUGCGUGUGGCCUCUGUUUUUCAGACCAUGGUUCCUACAGGUUACACCAGACUGCAGGAGGAGCGCCUGGCCAUGGUGGACCUCGGCGCCAAGCCCGAGGCGGCCUCACUGCAGAACUGCUUCAGGCAGGAGACCUCUCACCUGGAAGGAAGGCGGAUCCUCGACCGAGCUUCUCGCUCGUCCGUGACUCUAUCUGACUGUGGAGAUGGAGGCUACUCCGAGAUGGAGCCCAUGCUGGCUGAGCGGAGGCUCUCCGGAGAGGACUCGGAUAAGGAGGAAGAGGAGGAAGACUGUGAAGAGGAGGGGCACCGGUCGGAUGCGCUGAAUAUGCCCAAGGAGUCGCCUCUUGCUAUGGCGUUACAGAUUUUGGUGCCUUUCCUUCUUGCUGGAUUUGGAACUGUAUCAGCUGGAAUGGUGCUGGACAUCGUUCAGCACUGGGAGGCCUUCCAGUACAUCACAGAGAUCUUCAUCCUGGUACCCGCCUUGCUCGGCCUGAAGGGAAACCUGGAGAUGACUCUGGCUUCCAGGCUGUCCACGGCGGUAAACGUGGGGAAAAUGGACUCUCCUAUAGAGAAGUGGAAUCUGAUCAUUGGUAACCUGGCACUCAAACAGGUUCAGGCCACUGUGGUGGGUUUCCUGGCAGCUGUUGCAGCUGUGGUUCUUGGCUGGAUCCCAGAAGGAAAGUUCCAGAUGAGCCACGCUGUUCUGCUGUGCUCCAGCAGCGUGGCCACGGCCUUUAUAGCCUCACUACUGCAGGGUAUCAUCAUGGUGGGGGUAAUCGUGGGCUCCAAGAAGACUGGGAUCAAUCCAGACAAUGUGGCCACACCCAUCGCAGCCAGUUUUGGUGACCUCAUAACCUUGGCUAUCCUGGCGUGGAUUAGCCAGGGCCUCUACAAGUGCCUGGAUUCCUAUCCAUAUGUGUCGUCGUUGGUUUGCGCCUUCUUCAUGUGUCUGACUCCGGUGUGGAUUGUCAUCUCCUCCAAGCAUCCGGCCAGCCGCACCCUUCUGUACUCCGGAUGGGAGCCGGUCAUCACCGCCAUGGUCAUCAGCAGCAUUGGAGGCCUCAUUCUGGAUAAAACUGUGUCUGACCCCAAUCUGGUCGGCAUUGUGGUGUACACCCCGGUUAUCAACGGAAUUGGUGGAAAUUUAGUGGCCAUUCAGUCCAGCAGGAUAUCCACUCACCUCCAUUUCCACUGCGCUCCUGGGGAAGUUCCUGAUGAGGCCAAAGGCUGUUACUACCCCUGCCGCACGUUCUGUGGCUCAGGAGCAAACCAUCGCUCCGCUCAGGUGCUGGUUCUCUUAGUAAUUCCUGGUCACCUGAUCUUCCUGUACACGAUCCACCUGAUGAAGAGCGGCCACACCACUCUGACGCCCAUCUUCAUGUCCGUCUACCUGGCCGCUGCUAUGCUGCAGGUGCUGCUGCUUCUAAGCAUAGCAGACUGGAUGGUUCACUCAAUGUGGCGCAGCGGCAAAGAUCCAGACAGCUUUUCCAUUCCGUACCUGACCGCUCUGGGCGACCUGCUGGGCACGGCGCUGCUCGCCCUCAGCUUCCACUUCCUGUGGCUGAUCGGGGACCAGGACGGCGACGUGGGCGACUGAAACGACCUUCAGGGACGAUGGGAACAUUAGCUCCUCCUGACCAGAAGAAUGCUAACCAGAUGAACCCAAACUUUGUAUUAUUUUUUUUCAUCUCGUGAAAAAAAAAACUUUAUUUUAGCUUUCUUUUAUCUGUUCUGUAUGGUACAAGUGUAUACGAUUUACACCAAAGCGCUUCUCUAUUCAUUGAAUACUAGUUAUUCUACAGGCCCCAUCUACUAGAUGGAGGUUGGAGGAAACUUCUCAUGGAUUAUAAAAUCUUUUAAUUCAGUCAACUCUUAAAAAAUAAAUGUUAUUAAUAAUGAAAAUAUUACAAAAGUGUAAUUUCAGCAGGAGAUUCUUCAAAGCACCCCUACAUUCAAAUCAGAUCAGUUUGUGAUUAAUUUGAACCAUAAAAAUAGUAAAAUUAUCUUUCCAAGUUUGUUAUAGCCACUUUUUAUUUUUCAUGAUUAAAGUGUCUUGCUGAGUCAGCGUUUCUGAUCUGUUGCUCAUAGUGACACCUCAGACUCCUUUGAAUAUCAAAUUCUCCCAUUUAUCUGUUUUUUUUUUGUUUUUUUUUUAAGUCUUAAGGGGCAAAGCUGUGACAGGAAAUCUGAAUAUCUUUUUUUGACCAAAGUCAAAGCAUUUCUUCAACGCCUCAGGAGACUAUUAUAUUUUUUGACACGGAGGAGAAAAAAAAAAGCCAAAUGAUCUUUACUGAUGGAAAUAAAAUAAAGAAGUGUCAUGACUUUUAUAUUAUAUCUGCUGUUUUUUUUUUUUUUUUUUUAAACUUUUAAUAUUUUGAUCAAAUGAUUAACCUGCUGGUGGAUCCUGAGUCAGAUUAUGAAGGAUGCUGGGAGCUCUCUUCUUCACAGCAAACCUGUUGGCACUUAUGUCUUCCAGACUGAACAUUUACAAGUUUAGAGGGGAGGGGGGUAUUUAAUCCAAAUGAUGAGAUUGUCAAAACUGUUUUGGAAAGUGUGUACGUUUACUGUGUGUCUUCUUAUUAUUAAUCAACAAUGCAAAAAAAAAAACAAAAAUCUGUAUCUGUAAGAAACUUUGAUGACAAUUUUGCAAUUCUGAUCAUUUUGCCUUGCCAAGAAAUAUUUCCUUUUUUUUAAAUAAAACAAAUGUUAAUAAAAAAUAUACGAAUCAUA